AUGACCAUUCAAACCGCAAAGGCUUCGGCCAUGGAGAAGAAGAAGAACGCCGUCAAUGCCUUCAAGAGCUGGGACAACUUCAAGCAAUGGGUUCUUGUACCGGACACUGCGCUCGACCGACACUCAAAUGGGGAGACGGGCGCAACAUGGUCGAACGAGGAUCUUGACCCGACGCCCCCAGAGAGACGUACCUGGCGGUGGUAUAACUAUGUCAUCUUCUAUUUCGCCUUGUCGUUCGGAAAUUGGACCCUGGGAUCGAGUCUGAUUGGUAUAGGCCUCAACUACUGGCAGGCCAUUCUCGCCAUCUUCAUCUCGCAAUUCAUCAGUUCCAUCGCUAUGUUGUUCAACUCGCGCUGUGCCUCGGUAUACCAUGUUGGAUAUCCGAUCGUUGCGAGAAGUGUGUUUGGCAUGUGGGGUUCUUACUACUUCGUGGGUGCUAGAGCAAUCUUGGCUGUCGUCUGGUUCGGUGUACAAGCCUUCUCGGGUGCCUCGCUGGUCGCCAACAUGCUGCGUGCCAUCUUUGGACACAACUACACGGAUAUUCCCAACCACAUUCCCCUUUCUCAAGGAAUCACCUCGGCGGGCAUGCUCGCCUUCUUCCUCUUCUGGUUGGCUCAUUUCCCCCUGGCUGUGUUGCGCCCUUACCAGUUGCGCACCUUCUUCAAUGUCAAGACAGUCCUUAUGAUUCCUGCCGUCUGGGGCUUGUUCAUCUUCUGCAUGGCCAACACUGGAGGUCAGUUGGGUACUGGUAAGCUCUCUGAAGCUGCUGGUGUGAGCGCGUCUGGCAGGUGGGGAUGGUUCUUCAUGAAUGCAGUAAAUGCUGGUCUCGGAAACACUGCUACUCUAAUCACCAACCAGCCUGAUAUUGCUCGAUGGAGCAAGACCAGAUCAGGCGCCAUGUGGUCGCAGAUGAUCACCAACCCUAUCGCUGUCACUCUUUCUGCUAGCUUGGGUAUCUUGUCUACCGCCGCAAUCAACAACGCAUGGGGUCUUUCGCUCUGGAACCAGUGGGAUCUACUGGACGCGAUUAUGGACAGAUACUGGAGAAGCGAUGUACGCUUUGCAGUCUUCCUUACCGCCGGAUGCUGGUCAGUCAGUCUUUUGGGUACCAAUGUCGCUGCCAACAUGAUUCCCUUUGGUGCAGACUCUAGCAUGUUGUUCCCUAGAUUUAUCACCAUCCCCCGUGGUCAAUUCCUGGUCACCUGCUUGGGCUUUGCAAUUGUACCCUGGAAGAUUCUGGCCUCUGCUGGUGUCUUUACGACCUUCCUGGCUGGCUACGGUCUUUUCAUGGCUUCCGUUGUCGCCAUCAUGAUCUGCGAAUACUUCUUGCUCACCCGCGGUAACCUCUUCAUCGCCCACUGCUACAAUGGCGACAAAGGAAACCCUCACUACUACUACAUCAAAGGCUGGAACAUCCAAGCCGUCAUCGCCUACCUUUGCGGCAUCGCCCUUCCAUUCCCCGGCUUCGUUGGAAGUCUCGGAGCCAAUGUCAGCACUACAGCACUUAACAUGGGUCAUCUCGGUUGGAUGUUGAGUUUCACGACCAGUUUCGUGCUCUACUGGCUCAUCUGCUUGGUUUGGCCCACAGAGAACCAGAAGAUCAUCAAGCAGAUGGGAUUGAGAUUUGAAGAGAUGGCUGAGAGAGACAUGAUGGCACUGGACGGCACUGUUAUCCCUGAGAGUGCCGAGGGUAUGUCUGAGGACCAGGUCGGCUGGGAUGAUGCUGAGAAGAAGAGUGCUGCCUUCGAUUCGCGCAGACUUAGCGACUAA
This is a messenger RNA of Aureobasidium subglaciale EXF-2481, 1770 nucleotides long. RefSeq lists its product as uncharacterized. The coding region runs from base 1 to 1770 and encodes 589 amino acids. Gene Ontology annotation, cellular component: plasma membrane. NCBI's taxonomy places the organism in Eukaryota, Fungi, Ascomycota, Dothideomycetes, Dothideales, Saccotheciaceae. The transcript has 4 exons. Gene Ontology annotation, biological process: nucleobase transport; transmembrane transport. Gene Ontology annotation, molecular function: nucleobase transmembrane transporter activity. The record is from RefSeq and is a predicted model, not a curated record.